AUGGCUAUUUUAAAAUUGAUUGCUGGGCUUAAUUUUAUUGGUGCGGUACUAAGUUCUUCGCUAGAGCUUCAUCAUCACAUGACACCAGAAGAGAGGCAGCAAGUUUUCUACACCGAUGGAACUGACGUUCCUCCGUAUGAAGUUGUGACAAUUCACUCGUCUAAAGUAGAAAAGCGUGAUGUUAAUGCGGGACAUGUUUUUGAAGUGAAUGCUUACGGUGAAAAUGUAAAAGCUUGGAUUACGCUAACUGAGGGAAUUUUCGCUGGUGUAAAUACUCCUAUUUGUGGAGUGAGAAGUCGAAGAGAUGGAAGAAUUGAUAUUUAUAAAUAUCCGAAUAAAAUGAAGGAAAUAGAAGCUACUGUAUUCAAGAACACUAAUCAAGGAAUUACUAUGACUGUCAAUUACCGUUCUGAUGGAACUAGAAUGAUGAAUGGUAUAGUCGGCAGCAAAAAUUGGUACGUGAAACCAGUACCCGAACGUCUGACCAAUUCGAUAAGUCGAUACCGAAGAUCUGUUGACAACAUUAACUCUGAUUACGACGACAAAUCCUACCAUAUUGUUUACCAAAUUCCUAUGACUGCGAACAAUUCAACUCUGAUGGCUCCGCUAACUCAGUCAAAAAAAUCAAAACGUGCUAUUAGGAUUCCUCCUGUAAUUUAUCCGGAAGUGCUUGUCAUUCUUGAUUGGGGUUUGUACCGGCAGCUCGGAGGAACUAUUGAGAGCGCUGUGCCAUAUGUUCUAAGCUUUUGGAACGGAGUUGAUUUGAAGUACCGUGGGCUUCGGAAUCCUCGGUAUCGAUUGAACAUUGCAGCUAUCUUCCUCUCUGAGGAUCCAAAUGCUCUUUCGUUCAUUCAAAACAGUAUAAGUUACGGACCAACAAGUUUGGACAGCCAAUUAGUGAUUCAGCACAGCGCGAGAUGGUUGUUCGAUCAUCAAAAGAUCGUCCCGUUGAACGAAUACGACGUUGCUGUUAUAUUGACAAAUCGGCGAAUAUUUACAAACAAAAACGGACGACCAAGUUAUGGAUUAGGACGCGCUUGGAUCAGCGGAGCUUGUAGUACUAAUGAUCAAUAUGGCGUACAUAGGAGCGCGGUGGUACACGAUGAAGGCACUUUUGGAGGUAUUCAUGCUGCAGCUCACGAACUAGGACACUUGUUUGGAGCCAAUCACGAUGGAAUAGAACAUCCAGACUGCCCAACACACGUCGGUACCAUAAUGGCUGACCAUCCAAUUUUGAACACCGAGUACUCUUACUCGUGGUCUUGGUGCAGCCAAAAUGACUUGUCUAGAUUCUUAAAUUACUACAAUCCAACGUGCCUUUAUAACGUACCCAAUCCGGGAACACCAGUUCCAAGGUUGCUGCCUGGAAAAAUGAUGAACGCGCAUCAACAGUGCUCAAUGAUAAACAGAAACACCCAAGCGUACAUCACUACAGACAUAUGCAAAAAAUUGGUCUGCUAUGAUGCAGCUCGACGAGUAUGGUAUAAUAAUGUCGAUUGGUCAGCUGCUGAUGGGACUUAUUGCGCUCCGGGAAGAAUGUGUCUUUACGGGAAAUGUGUUAGUGAAAACUAA
Cotesia congregata is the source of this 1572-nucleotide messenger RNA. The record is from the annotation of a GenBank genome assembly. Lineage: Eukaryota; Metazoa; Arthropoda; Insecta; Hymenoptera; Braconidae.